GUGAUGAACUUGGAGAGACGAUUUUCGCUUUUCGGCUUUUACCGGCUUGAGAAAUGAGCUAGACGGUCAUGCUGCAACUUCUCACGGCCCGUGAGUGCGGGCUGGGUCCACCUUGGUUCCUCCCGCGCUCGUACGGCAGUCAGCGCUUCUCUGAGCUGGAGUUGAGCAAGGAGAAGGAGCUGGGGCGGUUCCACAGCGCCGCUGUCAACUCCCUGGACCUCGACUGUGACGGCAGAUAUCUGAUAUCCGGUGGUGGAGACGUACCUGGUUCCAUUGCCAUACACGACACCGCCAGACCAGCAGGAGAGAAGGGUCUGUACGUAUGUGGCGUCACUGUCAGUACCUACGGAACGUAAGUGAUCCCCUUAUAGAUAGCAUCGGAACCCUACUCUAAUACAGACACCAAUGGAAAUGUCCAUAUUAGUAAGGGAUGUUAUUAAUACUGUAAUAAGCAAUAAAUGGUUCACAGGCAGAACCAUACAGACACGUCUCAUGCUGUCUCAGUCGUUCAGUGGUUUCCGCACGACACGGGCAUUUUUACCACCACCUCCGGCGACAGAUACCUGAAGAUCUGGGACACCAAUGAUCUCCUAGUUGUUGAGAAAUUCAAGUUCAAGAACCCCAUUUACACCCACGUCAUGUCGACUGGCACCUCACACACGCUGACUGCGGUGGGGGGAGGAGAGUGUAAGAUAACCCUUUGCGACUUGGUGUCUGGAGCCUCGUCUCACGUACUUGAGGGACACAGCAAACCUGUUAUGGCUCUGGCUUGGUCCACCGCCUGUGAGCAUGUUCUCGCCAGUGGCAGUCAGGAUAACAGUGUGGUACUGUGGGACAUCCGUAAGGCAAAUGGUCCACUGACGAAAUUAGACCAACACAAUGGAUCCAGGGCAUCCAGUGACCCAUCAGUGACGGUAGCUCACGGUGGAUCAGUGAACGGACUGUGUUUUUCUCCUGAUGGUCUUCAUCUGGUGUCGUUUGGUACUGACGAUAGACUGAGACUGUGGGACGCAGUUACUGGCAAGAACACACUGGUACAUCAGACCCCCAUCUCUUUCCUCCUCUCUUUUUCUAACAGUAAUCUUCUCUUCCUCAAUCAAAAGGUAAACUAUGGCCGUGUCUUCAACACUCUCCCAAAGCAGAACUGCCCGCUGGCCUUCUCCCCUCUCUCGUCCACCCUCCACCCCAUCAUCUGCAUCCCUGUGGGCGGGGAGGUCCUCAUGUUUCACCUCACGACUGGCAAAAAAGUCAAAUCCCUCUCGGGACACUUUGGGAAGGUGCACAGUCUCGCCGUACAUCCGGUGGAACAGGAGCUGUAUUCUGGUGGUACUGAUGCCAACAUUCUAUGCUGGAUGCCUCCUCCUCCAAGGAAGCCAUCACUGGAUCGCGCCAGAAGAUCAAAUGCCACUGGAGCUGUGUAUGAGGAUGCCUGGAGCAGCGACGAAGACAACGACGAUGAUGGAAGACACUAGAUUCAACGCCUUUUCUGUUCCGUUUUCAAUUACAUUCCAUCACCCGCUCUUCAUGUCUGUAUGUAUCACUCUGUGUGUCGACAUCAACUGCAGUUCUAUUUUAUGGCUGUUUUCACAAACAGAAGCAAUUUAUGUCAAAAUGCUAUAUUAUAAUGUAUAAUAAUACGGCUCAUGAUCCAUACUAUUGAGUUGUUCCAAAAAAACUUCAUAAAACUAUAGCUUUCGCAAGUAUCAGUAAAAACUCAGUAGAUUUAACGAACUGCAGUCCCAAUGCAAGAACGUUUGCUGGAGGUCAUUUCAUGUUGAUUGCUCUCUGGUAGAGUCUGGAGUAUAUCUUCUCCAUCGUCUCGUUGAACACCAGACGAUGGUGUUUCCCCUGAAACUGGGCCAUCUUCUGACUCCAAUAGUCCUCGCCUUCCUCCCCUCCAAGACCAACCAACACACUGGUCGUGGUUAGAGAAGAUUAGAGAAAUUCAUACAUACACGGCAUUGCGAAGUGAAUUUUUUUGCAGUUUGAGGCAGGCUACAAGUGUAGUGAACGUUACCACACCCCCUAUUGUCAUGCAUUACAUAACACACUGCACAUGUGCAAGAAAGCAGUCCAACAAGAACCUUAUACACAGAUUUUUGCAAGGUCGGGCGGUGGAGGAAAUAAGGUAUUGCAAAUCUGACGGGCAUUUUGGCAACAUAGUGAAACUGGCUCUUCGAA
This is a messenger RNA of Geodia barretti, 2181 nucleotides long. The record is from the annotation of a GenBank genome assembly. Lineage: Eukaryota; Metazoa; Porifera; Demospongiae; Tetractinellida; Geodiidae.